Messenger RNA from Nannospalax galili (Upper Galilee mountains blind mole rat), 765 nucleotides. RefSeq names its product Fc fragment of IgE receptor Ia (gene Fcer1a). The transcript is spliced from 3 exons. Gene Ontology annotation, molecular function: transmembrane signaling receptor activity. Gene Ontology annotation, biological process: cell surface receptor signaling pathway. NCBI's taxonomy places the organism in Eukaryota, Metazoa, Chordata, Mammalia, Rodentia, Spalacidae. The annotation marks the transcript as partial. The record is from RefSeq and is a predicted model, not a curated record.
UAAGCCACUCAGAAAUCUGUAGUGUCUUUGAACCCACCAUGGAUUAGAAUAUUUAAAGGAGAGACAGUGACUCUUACAUGCAAUAAGAACAAUUCCCGGGAAGAAAACUCUACUGAGUGGAUGCACAAUGGCAUAGUUUCUAAUGUGAAAACUACAUACUGGGAAAUCGUGAAUGCCACCAUUCAAGACAGUGGAAACUACACAUGUCAGAGCCAACCAUUUUCUGAAAGUAAACCUGUGCACCUAGAAGUAACUGCAGACUGGCUGCUUCUUCAGGCCUCUGCUGAUAUGGUGAGGGAAGGUGGGUCCUUCUACAUCAGAUGCCAUGGCUGGAAGAACCGGAUUGUCCAUAAGGUGAUCUACUACAAGGAUAACUUCGCUUUCAAGUAUUUGUAUGAGAGUCCCAACAUCUUCUUUAGAAAUGCCACAUUUAAUAACAGUGGUAACUAUCACUGCACAGGAAAUCUUCAGCAACUGACGCGUACCUCUGAGCCCUUCAGAAUUACUGUAAUGAAAGCUCACCAAAGCAAGUAUUAUUGGCUACAACCUAUUAUCCAAAUUCUGGUGGUGAUUCUGUUCGUUGUGGACACAGGAUUGUUGGUCUCAACCCAGGAAGAGUUAAAAUUUGUCUUGAAGGUUCAGGAGACUGGAAAAGCCAACAAAAUUCAAAAGCUAACCUCCAGUCCAAACACCUAAAGAAACUGCUGUCCCGGAGGAAAAAAAAAUUGCAACAUUUUUCACAGCAUCCUCAACGGCUUCUUUAUU